AUGUCAGAUCCUUGCAUUAUUACGCUAGAUGAGCCAACUUCAGGCCUAGACAGUUAUAACGCAGGAAUAGUAGUCGAUCUACUAUUAAAACAAGCAGCUAAAGGCAGAACAAUUAUUUCCACAAUUCACCAACCAAGUUCCAAUGUUUUCAAAAAAUUCGAUAAAUUAAUGCUUCUUUCUGAAGGAAACGUAGUCUACCAUGGCCCAUGCGACAAAUCAAGAAAAUAUUUUGCAGAGCUCGGAUAUAAAUGUCCAAGACAAGUAAAUCCAGCCGAUUACUAUAUGAGAAUGCUCCAUAUAACAAACAGGCACGAAAUUACAGAAGAGGAGCAAAAUAAGCUAGACUUAUUUACACAAAAUUAUAGAGAAAAUUACGUCAAAGAAACAGAGACAAAAUAUGAGCUUUCUCAGCUACAAGAAAUAGAGAGUUACCACCCAAGUUACUGGGUAGAGUUUUUGGAAUUACUCAAAAGAUCAGCCAAAACAGCAGCGAAAAACAGAUAUGCGCUAAGGCUUAGGUUUUUAAUGGCUUUAGUGAUAGGAGUCCUAUUAGCUAUUAUUUUCAAUGACUUAGGAAAUGGGCAAGAAGCUAUACAAAAUAUCAAUGGGGUUCUUUAUAUGCUUUCUAUAUGGUCAGUGAUGAGUGGGAAUAGCUCGGUUGUAUUGAACUGUAAUGGUUAUUUAGAUCAUAUGGAGAGGGCUGUUAUUUUGAAAGAAAGUGAUGAAGGGCUAUAUGGGGCAUGGUCGUAUUUCUUAGCUAACUCCCCUCGGUGAGCGAAAAAACCAUUAGAAAAAUCCUUAUUUUUUGAAAAAAAAAUUGAUAAAUAAAUGAUAAUUAUGAUAAUUAAAUCUUGAGUUAUUCUGUUUAAAUUUUAAACAGCUUGCAUUUUAAAGCAUAAAUUUAGAAUUUAUUAAAUUUCUAAAAAAAAAAUUAACCCCCUCUGUGAACAAAUUUUUUUUGUCCAGAAAGGAGUAAGAAUAUUGUUGACAUACCUUGAACUUUUAUUGCUGGGAUACUCACUGGAGUUGUAUCAUAUUUCAGCUUGGAUCUCAACCUUUAUGACGGAUCAAAAUUCGUGAUUUUCUGUAAUUUUUAUGCAGAUUUUAUAUAUGUUUUAUCACUUCAAAUGGGUAUGGGCUUUGGCUAUGCAACUGGCUUCAUGUUUUCUACUGUUGAAGCAGCUCAUGCAUUUAGUACAGUAGUUCUCUUCCCUCUCACUGAAUUUGGAGGAGAAAAUGUAUGUUUAAGUUUAAUAAUUUCUCUUGCACUUUCAGUGUCUGCGAAGUCUUCUUUAAUUGAGUUUCAGCUACGAUAACAGCUCUGAACAACGGUAGGUGAACCGGCCAACUGUUAAAAAUACCAAACCCUUUCAGAAUCCUCUAGUCUGUGCCAGCCUCAGCACAAGCCACUUCUCUUCAAGCCAAUAUUCUAAGAAGUUUGACUUUUCUCGCUGAGUUCGUUUAUAAGUCGGCCUAGUGGAAUAGGACUAAGGACUCAUCCCUAACUGCCAUUUUAAAUAUUGUGAGAAAAUGUAAAAAUCGAUUCAAUUCCGCUGGCUUGGAGAUGGGUUACGUAUAUUACUGUAAAAAUUAUUUAGCCUUUUAAAUGGACUUUUCAAGCAUUUACUGUUAACGAGUAUACGGAUUGGGAAAAAGAUUGUGAAACAGAAUGCGAUCCUAUCGGAGACUUGGGAUGGUCUGAUGAGCUAUGGCAAGGCAUCAUUGGUAUACUGGUGAUCAGCGCUUGUGUUAGGCUUAUUUCGUAUUUUAUUUUGAAAUUACAGACCCGAAGUAAAAGUACUUAA
Molecule: messenger RNA, 1805 nt
Organism: Blepharisma stoltei
Lineage: Eukaryota; Ciliophora; Heterotrichea; Heterotrichida; Blepharismidae
Source: the annotation of a GenBank genome assembly